AUGAACCAGGAGGAAAUUGAAAUAUUCGGAAAACAUCAAGAUGGAGAAAUAAAUUUAGAUAAAGAGCUGAAAAGUCGUUUUGUUCAUUUAAAUGAACGCUUUGAGACGUGGAUUAUUGCUGAAUUUUGGCUGAAAAAGGCUCUUAAAGAUAUUUCAAAAUUUUUUGAACACAAAGAAUACUACAAGUAUGAACACGUUCUUUUGAGUUCACUUGCUGAUAAUAUAGAGAAAAAUAUGGAAUUACCAAAGGAAUGGCUGAUAGAGGAGAAGAAAUUUCACGAUACAAUACAUCAAGUUCGUGAUAAAACUACGCAUAAUAUGCUCGAAAAAUCAUCGGUCAGUUUGAUUUUCCUCGUUGUUUAUAAAAAUUCAAUCAGAAUCAUCGUAGUGAUAGUUGGGAGUUAA
Molecule: messenger RNA, 405 nt
Organism: Meloidogyne enterolobii
Lineage: Eukaryota; Metazoa; Nematoda; Chromadorea; Rhabditida; Meloidogynidae
Source: the annotation of a GenBank genome assembly